AUUAAUUGCUACCAAGCAAGUACAAAGUAUGUACGAUAAUAUUACAAGUAUGUAACAUGUAAUUACCCACAUGUUGCUUCUUCUUCCUUCAACAACAACAACACUAAUAUUUCAUACACUCAGAUCUGCCUCAUGGGGCAUUUCUUAACUUCUCAGGAUGCUACAAAUAUCAAGCAGUCCGUCGCCAGUACCCUCUGAGAUAUUCGCCCUCGUCGCGCUUCUCGUCCUCUCACUUAUUGUUCUCCUAAUUUUGCGACAUUAUCUCCCGUUGCGAACGACACCCGCCUUCCUACUAGUGCCCGUCUUCUUUGCAUUAUGGCUGCCUGCAACCAUCGUUCUUCUCGUGCCUAUCGAUCUCGCUUCUAAUGCAAGUACCGAUGAUGAUGCCACGAAAGGCAUCUGGCUCCCUCCCAGGGCUCUGCUCGUGUCCUGGAGGAUUUCAUAUUGGCUGACCUUUGUCUUGACAUGGUUCAUAUUACCCAUCCUUGCCGAGUAUUCCGACGCCGGUUAUCGCGAGCCCAGAGAUCGCAUAUUCUAUUCGUUGCGCCAGAAUGCCCAGUAUUACGCUCUUGUAGUCGGUUCAGGAGUACUUGGUCUCGUGUAUUUCUUCAUAUCCUACGGUCCCUCGUUCACGUCGCUAAAGGGCCUGAUACUCGCCCUUGCUUACUGCUGGGGCUUAAUCUUGGCUAUUUAUCUCAUGGGCCACGGUCUUGUUGCUAUACCCCGAAACCUGGUUAGAAAUGCGAGCGCCAGCCGCCGACUGCGACAACUCCAGGGCCAAGCACCCAAGCUUUUUGAAAAGAUGGAGGAUGCCGCUUUAAAUCUAGAGGAUUUGGAGGUCCAAGUAUCGGAAUUGAGUAAGCGCAAGACUGGAAGUGCCAGAGACUUCCAGGACUGGAUUGAGGAACUCUCGGAUAUAUGCAAUAUCCCGGAAUCUCGCCCAAGGAACCUCUUGCCUCGAGUGGAAAAUGAUAGUCGGAUAAUUCCCACAGUUAUCACCGCGAAAUAUAUGGCCGAUCUGACUCGGCAACUAAGCCGGGCAAGACAUGCGAAAUCCCGAUACGUCGAUGAGUGGGAUCGCUUACUUAACGACGCUUCAUGGACUCAAGCGAUCCUAGAUUCCGCGGGGUCGAAGAAGUUAAAUAUAGGGGCAAGCUCCCCAGGCUCCUCCUUUUUGACAAAGGUCACUCUCCUCACACCCUACACAAGAUAUCUUGUUCACUUCCAUAUCAUAUCUUAUUCCCGCAUUUUUCUUGGCGGCUUCCUCGCCCUCGGCUCAGCCUGCAUCAUAUGGUCCGAGUUAGUAAAAGCGGUUUUACCAUCAUUAUCCGUUAUCCGAUUUACCGUAGUUCAUCAUUGGACGGGGGACAGCGGGCGGGUUGGCUUCGCAGGCCAGGUCAUCGCUGCGCUUUGGAUCAUGUACAUGUGCACGGCAGCUCUGCAUUCGGUGACCGAGGUCAAAGUGUGGCGCGGUCGCGCUCUGGUCCGACGCAACACCGCCCACGAAUCAGCGUUCUGGUACGCUGGCCAGGUGGCCAAACUCAGCGUGCCCCUAUCAUACAAUUUCGUCACUUUCCUAUCUCGGGACAUAUACGAAAAGACGACCUUCUACAGCAUUCUCGGACAAUAUGUCGACCUUACCCCUCUUGGAAAGUGGUUCGACUAUCUAUUCCCCGUACUCGUUCUCAUCCCCGUCUGUGCUACCCUGUUCGGGUUAUACGGCAAGGUUAAGCAAUUCUUCGGCUUCGGCGACAUCGUGGACGAGGACGAGGAGAACCAGCCCAGUUACGGGUCCGGCUCCUGGCGCGAGGGGCGAGAUCUCAUAGAACGCGAGUUGAACGGAACCUCGAUCUCCAGGAGACUAGACGAGGCGGUCUCCCGGUCGGCCAACGGCCAAAACGGCCGCGCGGCUCCAAUAUUAACGGUACCCGCGGCUCGCAGGGAAUCGCCGCAAACACCGUUCGCAACCUCGCCCUCCUACCACGACGAACCCUCCAGAAGACCAGCGCCGUCCUCUCGGCCCGGCAUCUCCGACCCGGAAGCCGAGGACGACAACUUCUUCACCAACCUCGGCCACCGGUUCAAGAACACGUUCGACACCAUCGAUGCCCCGAAAUGGUUUCAGGAAAUAGGCGACGGGAUCAAGAAGCCGAAGUGGAUGGGUGGCGAUGACGGGGCUGGCGAGAAUAGUAAUAGUAGUGGGAGUGGGAGUGGGAGUGGGAGUGGUAAUAAUAGAGCAGCGAGAAGCGAUUCGGAUAUACGGCGGUGGUUUGGGGGCGAUGGGAGGAUACGGCUCUAACUAACUAAAGGUUUCGGAUAGGGAGGUAGGUACAGUAGGUAGGUAUGGACUACUACUUUCAAAAUUCAUACCUUGGAAAGACAUAUAUGCAUAGUAUUAUUAAUUCAUGACAUCAAGAUUUAUAUUGCAUGCUUA
Molecule: messenger RNA, 2434 nt
Organism: Hypoxylon fragiforme
Lineage: Eukaryota; Fungi; Ascomycota; Sordariomycetes; Xylariales; Hypoxylaceae
Product: LMBR1-like membrane protein-domain-containing protein
Exons: 2
Coding region: 158-2299 (713 amino acids)
Cellular component (GO): membrane
Source: RefSeq, a predicted model, not a curated record